This is a messenger RNA of Hippocampus comes (tiger tail seahorse), 2170 nucleotides long. RefSeq names its product Fas apoptotic inhibitory molecule a (gene faima). The transcript has 4 exons. The coding region runs from base 749 to 1291 and encodes 180 amino acids. The record is from RefSeq and is a predicted model, not a curated record. Gene Ontology annotation, biological process: negative regulation of extrinsic apoptotic signaling pathway via death domain receptors. Lineage: Eukaryota; Metazoa; Chordata; Actinopteri; Syngnathiformes; Syngnathidae.
UGACCAACACUGUUGCGAUAAAACAAGUAAAUUAGCCAUGGACAAAUCGAUAUUCUAUUGUUUAAACCCGCGUUCCACUCAAAGGGGCGGGGCCAGGCUUACACGUGGGCGGAUGUUUCGUUGCUAUGGUUACAGAAUAGCAUGUAGCUCGAGCUCACGUCGCAAACUAUUGUCGAAAAGUCGAAAAUACUUGCUUGAGCCCAUCUCGCCAGAUAUUUAAGGUAAUUUCCAAAAGAUAAAAGCCCAAGUCAAAUUAUUGUUUUUAAAAAAACAAUUUCUGGGCAUGCACACUGACGUUAGCUACCGGUAAAAGCUAACAACAAAGAUUCCGGUGUUGAAGGCUGUUCAUGCACUGGUGUUUCCGGUUAUGUUUCAAAUUAAAUGUAGUUACAGGCUGCCUGGAGCGAAAACUGAUCAAUGCGCAUCCAUUUUAUAUUAAAAGUUCUGUCAAUACCAAUAAUAAGUUUGUUGGACAUGAACGAAAGAACAGUAAGGAUUACUGUUGUCUGCGCGAGGUUGCGUUUACUUUUAUUUUUAAAGGAAACAAAUCGACACUGGAAAUUCAAAUGACACUGAAAACCAACCUCAACCACUCGCAGGAUUCUUAAUCCUUGUUGCUGUUCGCCGCGUUUCUUUUGCCGGCGUUAAUUUCGUUCUUUAGCUCGCUCUAUGACGUCCAGGGUGAAGUGAAGCCCUCGCCAAGGUUGUGUUGUGGUCGUCAGCAGUAGCGGCAGCGGCAGCAGCGAGCAUGUCCGGCGACCUCGCUGCCGUAUGGGACGUCGCGUUGAGCGACGGGGUCCACAGGAUCGCCUUCGAGCACGGCACCACCACCGGCAAGAGGGUCAUCUACGUCGACGGAAAGGAGGUGCUGAGGCGGGACUGGAUGUUCAAGCUGGUGGGCAAGGAGACGUUUGCGGUGGGCAAGCUGGACGCCAAAGCCACCAUCAACAUCGACGCAGUCAGCGGCUUCGCCUACGAGUACACGCUGGACAUCAACGGCAAGAGUCUCAAGAAGUACCUGGAGAACAGGGCCAAGGUGACCAGCACUUGGCUCCUCAACCUGGACGGGAUGGAUUCCAGGGUGGUCUUGGAGAAAGACACCAUGGAUGUUUGGUGUAAUGGACAGAAGAUUGAAACUGCCGGCGAGUUUGUGGACGACGGCACCGAAACUCAUUUCACCCUGGGCGAGCACAACUGCUGCGUCAAGGCGGUGAGCAGCGGAAAGCGACGGGACGGACUCAUUCACACCCUUCUCGUGGACGGAGCCGAGAUAGCUGAAUGCACCGAGUGACUUUUUGGGUCUCGUGGAUCUGCUGUUAGGAGACAUUCUGAAAACACUGGAAAACCCUCUUGUACUGCAUUGUGGGGGGAAAAAAAACAGGAACAUCAUCUGAAUGCCGAAGAGCCACCCCUUAAAUUCUGUCCUUUUUUUUGUCCUUCUGUUCCCUCCACGUUCCUCAAAGGAUUUCAACCUUCCCAGUCUCAAAUUGUACACAUUUCAACAAUUCAUCCAUUGCAAUUUCCAUUUAGCGUCCGCUCAUACGCAUUCGUACACAAUUUCUACAGAAACUGCAUUUUUUUUCGUUUGAUGGACCGGUGAAUGUAGUGUCAGGGUUGAAUGAAAACAUUUCACACUCCCGAGAGCGCUUUCACAUGGCAACAUCAAAUUCGGUUGGCUCGUCUCAUGUGAGCAGACCCACAAAAACGUUUCAAGAAGCCAUUCCUGAAUCGAAGUCUGCCACGUUCGUUUUAAGCUGCCAUUCUCGGGUCAUUUGGCAAUUUUCCAGGGGACCUUUAAAGCCAAACUCGAGAGAGAGAGAUUUAUUUUUUUUUCCCUGAAUUACUCCUAAUUUUGGAGCACCUAUAGGAGACGGAUAAGUUGUUUUGACAUGUCGUGUUUUUGAAUUUGGAAUGUCAAAGUUUGACCUCCAGCAGUUCUGUGGCGUUACUUGAAUUGAAGAUAGUUCUGGUCUCCAUGUUUUCCAGUGAACAUAAGCUAGAGAUUGAGAUACUGUGUAAGUGUGUCGUUUGGGACCAGCGUUAUUUUACAAGUCAAUUGCUGUGAAGUAGCUGAGUAGCAAUUGUUUUUGUUACGCCAAAUGCAAUAAAUAGUGAACUUUGUUUCUCAAGUAUUUCUGGUAAGAAACAAAAUAAAAACCUCAGCGCUUUA